Molecule: messenger RNA, 1728 nt
Organism: Saccoglossus kowalevskii
Lineage: Eukaryota; Metazoa; Hemichordata; Enteropneusta; Harrimaniidae
Product: protein SDA1 homolog
Biological process (GO): ribosomal large subunit export from nucleus; ribosomal large subunit biogenesis
Cellular component (GO): nucleolus
Source: RefSeq, a predicted model, not a curated record
AUGAGUGAACGGAAUAGGAACCAGCUUCCUAACAAUUUACCGCAGUUACAGAACCUUAUAAAACGCGACCCAGAAUCGUAUACAGAUGAGUUUCUUCAGCAGUACAGACACUACCAGUCUAACCUACAGAUAUUCAUACAUAAGCCAUCAGUUUACUAUAAGAAUCUGGCAGAUUUAACUUUAUUUCUCAGUCAAGUUUCCCAUUGUUAUCCAGAGCAUCUAUCUACUUAUCCUCAAGACUUGAAGGAGCUUCUCCAAAGACAUUACACAGUGUUGGAUGCAGAGCUGCGUAUGACAUUCUGCAGGGCGCUGAUUCUACUACGAAAUAAAGAUCUCAUUUCGCCAACAAGUUUAUUAGAACUGUUCUUUGAACUAUUCCGAUGUCAGGAUAAGAUAUUGCGGAAGACAUUGUACAACCAUAUCGUGAACGACAUUAAAAAUGUUAAUUCAAAGCACAAGAAUAACAAACUGAAUACAGCGUUACAGAACUUUAUGUACACAAUGCUUAGAGAUAGUAAUAGCACUGCAGCUAAGAUGUCAUUGGAUGUGAUGAUUGAACUAUACAAGAGAAAUAUAUGGAAUGAUGCAAAAACUGUAAAUGUGAUCACAACUGCAUGUUUUUCUAAAGUAACAAAGAUCUUGGUUGCCUCUUUAAAGUUUUUUAUUGGUAAGGAUGAGGAAGAAGAAGAUAAGUCAGACAGUGACAGUGAUUCUGAUGAUGAUAAACCUACAGCUAGAGAACUUGUACUUAGACAAGGUGUAAAUAAAAAGACAAAGAAGAGACAAAAACAGUUUGACAAAGCCAUGAAGGUGUUACAGAAACACAAGAAGAAAAAGAAGCCUCUGACAUUCAAUUUUUCCGCCCUACAUCUCAUACAUGAUCCACAAAGUUUUGCUGAAAAGCUGUUCAAGCAGUUAGAGUCAUCUACUGAGAGGUUUGAAGUUCGUCUGAUGAUGGCCAAUCUGAUGUCCAGAUUAAUAGGAAUUCAUCAGCUGUUUUUAUUCAAUUAUUAUCCAUUUCUUCAGAGAUAUUUACAGCCACACCAAAAAGAGGUUAUAAAAAUUCUCUUGUUUGCGGCCCAGGCUAGUCAUGAUCUGAUACCAUCGGAAGUGUUACACCCGCUGUUAAUGACUAUUGUUAAUAACUUUGUAACGGAAAGAAAUUCCAGUGAAGUCAUGGCCGUUGGGUUAAAUGCAGUUAGAGAAAUAUGCAUACGAUGUCCUUUAGUAAUGAAUGAAGAUUUACUACGUGAUCUGGUGCAAUAUAAAUCCUACCGCGAAAAAGCGGUAUCCACAGCUGCUAAGUCACUUAUCCAAUUAUUCAGAACUGUUAAUCCAACUUUAUUACAUAAAAAAGACAGGGGGAAACCAACAGAUUUUAGUAAAGAAAUAAAAGUGAAAGAAUAUGGAGAAGUGGUUGCUCCAGAUUUUGUCCCAGGUGCAGAAGUGUUACCAGAAAGUAGUGCACUGACAGAGAACCAGGUGGAAGACCAACAAGGUAGAGAAACUUGGUGCAUAACUGGUCGUGUUGAUAGGCCGAAGUUUGGAUCUAAGAGAGGUCGACUAAACCCACAUGCAAGUACAACAAAUAAGGAGAAACGUAAACAAAAACCAUUUAUGAUGGUCAAGCAGAAAAGACAAAUUAAAGCAAAAUGCAAGAGAUCAUUUCGAGAUAAACAGAUUGCAUUGAGAGAUUCACUGUUGAAGAAGAUGAGAAAAAACAAAUAG